Messenger RNA from Staurois parvus, 417 nucleotides. The record is from the annotation of a GenBank genome assembly. NCBI's taxonomy places the organism in Eukaryota, Metazoa, Chordata, Amphibia, Anura, Ranidae.
AUGUUAGUUAAGCUGGCCUCUCCAGCCACCCUCAACUCAUACGUCAAUGUGGUGGCUCUGCCCACUGGCUGUGCUCCCGCUGGAACCAACUGUCUGAUCUCCGGAUGGGGCAAUACCCUGAGCAGUGGCACCAACAUGCCUAACCUCCUGCAGUGUGUGGACGCCCCAAUUCUGACCACCACCCAGUGUACCAAUGCUUACCCCGGUGAGAUCACCGACAACAUGAUCUGCGUUGGCUACCUGGAGGGUGGCAAGGAUUCCUGCCAGGGUGACUCCGGUGGCCCCGUGGUGUGUAACGGACAGCUCCAGGGUAUUGUCUCCUGGGGAUACGGCUGUGCCCUGAGGGGCUACCCCGGUGUCUACACCAAGGUCUGCAACUACAACGGCUGGAUCGCCAGCACUGUGGCCGCCAACUAA